AUGCUGCAACUGCACCUCGUGGGAAGCUGCACGCCCGCACUCGCCCUCGCUGAGCUGGCGGAGCUGAUCGUGGGGCAGCUGCCAGAGGUCGAUCUCUGCAGCAUCUCCGCCGCCGUCCGGACGCCCGGCGGGGGGCCCCGCGGCGCCGCCUCGGCGGUGCUGCUGGCGGCGAGCGGCGUCGGCGAGGGCGUGUGCAGGGCGUUUCCCGUGGUGGCGCGCGGGGCGGACUGGAGCGCGCUGCGGGUUUUUGCAGAGGGCUGCGCCCUGCGCUUCGACGCGGAGCCAACCACCACGGGGGACGCGGCGCCACAACUGCCGCACGACCUGGCGACCCUGCGGCGGCGGGCAGGGCUCCGCAGCUUCCUCCUGGUUCCCAUCACGGCCGGCCCGCGGCUGCUGGGGUGCCUGACCGUGGCGUCGCUCGAGCCCGGCGCGUUUGGCGCGGGAUGGUGGCUGCCGGUGCUCGGGUUGGCCGCGACGGCGCUGCUUACGCACGUGUGCAACCCCCAGUUUGCCAGGCUCUGCCGAGUCAUGGCAGCGGUUGAAGAGGAGCCAGACACAACCGCAGCCGCGGGGCUCGCCAUGCAGGCGCGCGGCGCGGCGCGACGCAGCGGCCUGUCCGACUACCUGCAGGCCGCCACCAACGUGCGCAUGGCGGUGCGGCUGGGCCUGCUGGAUGGAGACUCCCUCGUCAUCGUGGAAAAGGAUGACACCCACCCCCACCCCGCCACCUAUGAGCCCCCAGCCGCCUUAUCUGCCGGCACCCACGGCGGCGGCGACGGCGACGGCGACGGCGGCGGCGGCGCGGCCGCGCAGCCACGGCGCGCGCCGCUGGCGGCGACGGCGCUGCCGCUGGCCGGGACGCUGCUGAGCUUUGCCCUCAAGUCUGGCAAGGCGCGGUUCGUGUCUGACACCACGCAGUACUUCCAGCAGCGCAAGAAACAAACCGCACACGUGCACACAACACACACGUGCCACGCAAUACGCAACACGCAUAUGUCACAAUCCUAA
Messenger RNA from Monoraphidium neglectum, 1011 nucleotides. RefSeq lists its product as hypothetical. The transcript has 6 exons. The coding region runs from base 1 to 1011 and encodes 336 amino acids. Lineage: Eukaryota; Viridiplantae; Chlorophyta; Chlorophyceae; Sphaeropleales; Selenastraceae. The record is from RefSeq and is a predicted model, not a curated record. Gene Ontology annotation, molecular function: protein binding.